AUCGUCUUCCUCAACGAAACCAAACCAGAAAAGCUCCCGUUCGCCAUUAGCCAUGAUAGCAUCGCCACUCCACUCUCCCAUUCGUUGCUCCUCCCCAAAUCCACCACCACCGCAACCGCCGCCGCCGCCGCCGCCGCCGCCAUCGCCAUCUUCCCUCUCGACCUCCGCCACAACGCAAUUGGCCACGAAGCUCCCCAAGAGCCUCCUCCACAAGCACCCGCUCUACACCCCGACCCACCCCCACGUCUCCCUCCAGUUCAAGGAGAAGAUCCUCUGCCUCGAGAUCAUGGGCGUCGACGCGAGCCGGGCUCUCGCCCUCAACCCCUCCCUCCGCGGCGCCUCCCUCCACUCCAUCCACUCCGUCGUCUCCUUCCUCCAGUCCAAGGGCAUCCACCAGAAGGACCUGGGCCGGAUCUUCGGCAUGUGCCCCAAGCUCCUCACCGCCGACAUCGAGUCCGACCUCUGCCCCGUCUUCGGCUUCCUGUCCCGGGACCUCCGCGUCCCCGACCAGGGCUUCCGGAGGGCCAUCAACAAGUGCCCGAGGUUGCUGGUCUCCAGCGUCCGGGAUCAGCUCAGGCCUGCUCUGUUUUACCUCCAGAGGCUGGGCUUCAGUGACCUUCACGCGCUGGCCUACCAGGACCCGAUACUGCUGGUCUCCAGCGUGGAGAACACGCUGAUCCCGAAGCUCAAGUACCUGGAGAGCGUCGGGUUCUCGCGGGACGAGGCGGUCGGUAUGGUCCGGAGGUGCCCCGCCCUGUUCACCUUCAGCAUCGAGAACAACUUCAAGCCGAAGUUCGAGUAUUUCUGCCAGGAGAUGGGCGGGAGGCUGGAGGAGCUGAGGGGCUUCCCUCAGUACUUCGCCUUCAGCUUGGAGAAGAGGAUAAAGCCGAGGCACACGGAAGUGGUGGAGAGUGGGGUCAGAGUGGCCUUGCCUGUGAUGCUUAAGAGCACCGACGAGGAGUUCCGCGAGCUGAUAAGGCAGGGCCUUGGUGGUGCCGGAUGAGGCUGGGUGGGUCCCUUCUAUUUCUUCUUCUUUUUUGUCUGUACAUUGCUUUCUUUUGUAUGCCAGAAGGAUUGAACAACGUUGAGGGCUGGGGUAAUUUGAUCUGCCUCUCCUUUGAUCUGUAAAGGACAAUCGAAUGAAUGCAAUGGUGAUUGCAUUGGACCAUUGACGAGCAAUGUCCUUUGGGUGCACUGAGAGAAGAAAAACAGUUCGUUCCACCAUUGAUCUGUUCUUGAAAUCGAGAUAGGACUCCUGAAUAAAUCUUGGGCACAUCUUCAGAUGGCGCCAACGAAAUCAUACAAUAUAUCGAAAGCAUCAGAAAGAGCAAUGCUUGGUAUCGCGAAAGAAAAGGGUUCAAACAUCAGUUAAAGUCUGUAUUUGAAGCAAGAAGACUUCCAACUAUAAAAAGUUGAGUAAAGAGCCAAUUGAAUUUCACAUUGCUGUCGGGCAAGACCCGUUUGAGCUCUUUGUAUGACUUGGCUUUUCUAGGCUUUGAUGCUUACAACGGGGCUUGAAAAGGCGGAACAGCACUCGCACUCGUAUGAGACGGCGAUUGCAUGAUAAAGCUUUUGAAACACGGAUGAUUGGUGGAUCUGGAUAGGUGAAGUGUCGCUCGAGAAAGCCUUGGAAACCCGCCUGAUUGCAGACAAACCCUUGACACUGCAAAUGUAAGGGUUUUAUGUUAGAGAGAAAGAGAGAGGCCUAGUCUCACACAAAACCCAGUAUCACGUUUAGUGAUCAGUUGUUACACAGCUUCCGGACCAGGCACUAAGGUUUAAGAUUUAAGCCGGUACCUCGCAGCCAAAUUAGAAAAGGAAAAGGAUGGGUCGUAUCGUCUUGUCUUUCGGUUACUAUCUGUAGUUUGCCUCCGAGCUCCAGAACAGUAUCUAAGAAAGAAGACUUCAUUCUUUUGCAUUUCCGUACUUCUGUAACUCUACAUGAUGCUGCAUUUUGCAUCUCCAAUGUGUGACUGGUCUUAUUCUUAUUGAUCAAUAUUCACUUGUUCC
Eucalyptus grandis is the source of this 2010-nucleotide messenger RNA. RefSeq names its product transcription termination factor MTEF1, chloroplastic. Lineage: Eukaryota; Viridiplantae; Streptophyta; Magnoliopsida; Myrtales; Myrtaceae. The record is from RefSeq and is a predicted model, not a curated record. Gene Ontology annotation, biological process: regulation of DNA-templated transcription. Gene Ontology annotation, molecular function: double-stranded DNA binding. The coding region runs from base 53 to 1003 and encodes 316 amino acids. The transcript has a single exon.